Molecule: messenger RNA, 669 nt
Organism: Anisakis simplex (herring worm)
Lineage: Eukaryota; Metazoa; Nematoda; Chromadorea; Rhabditida; Anisakidae
Source: the annotation of a GenBank genome assembly
AACAACACAAUGCCAAUGUCGACAACCAUUUUCAAGUGGAUAUUCAUUGUUGUUUGCAUAUUUGACUAUCACACAUUGUAUGCUGAUAUCACAUUCGUUGAUAAUAAGCAACAACAUGUAUCCGAAGUGGAAACUCCUCCAUCGCAUUUCAAAGACAAGCAACGAUUAGAAGUGAACGCCAGGUAUGGAGAAGCAGAUGUGGCCGAGCACGAGGACUUGAAGAGACUACCGAAUGUGCUCGAGCCAAAAGAGUACUACAUCCGCAUUAAACCAUAUUUUCCCUAUCCUGCGAUUCAAUACCCACAGGGUACAGCAUUAUUUUCUCUGAAGACUUCAUCUCAUGCAUCUGAUAAGCAAGACUAUAGUGAACUCUUCCAUGAGGUCAUUCAGAAAUUGAGAUCUAUAAAGCAGAUACUGAGGAAUGACUGCAUAUUAAGUUUCAAACGUGUUUUGAGCUUACAAUUAGUGAGUGAGGAGCUUGCAGAACGGAAUAUGACAUUCGACGGCGUGACAACGUUCAUAUUCAAGGUGAAGAAGGCAACUUCGGUGUUCGUUCUUCACGCUCACAAUCUCGUAUUCGAUCACGUUGAAUUCACCGACAGUAAUGGUAUCUCGAUUGGCGUAAAAUCAACAACUGUAAACGCAACAUUGGAUCAUGUUGUGAGUUGA